AUGAAGGGGAAGGAGCGGUCCCCGGCCAAGGCCAAGCGGUCCCGCGGGGGCGGGGACGACCCGGCCCCCCGCGGGGAGCGGAGCAAGAAGCUGGGCGGCUCGGCGGGGAGCAACGGCGGCGGGAAGGCGGAGGGCGGCGGCGGCGGCGGCGCCCGGAGGAGCCUGCACCUGGAGAAGGCGAGCAGCCGGGGCGGCAGCCGCGAGUACAGCUACAGCUCCCCGAGCGCCAAGAACUCGGCGACCACGACGGCGGCCUCGUCGUCGUCCUCCUCCUCGGCGGCGGCGGCGGCGGCGGCGGCGGCGGCGGCGGCGGCGGGCGGCGAGUCCCGCGGCGGGUCCCGGGCGGGCGGGGAGGCCCGCUCGGCCGGCUCCUCCGGCCCGGCCCCGGCGCCCGGCGAGGGCGGCGAGUACAAGACGCUGAAGAUCAGCGAGCUGGGCUCGCAGCUGAGCGACGAGGCGGUGGAGGACGGGCUCUUCCACGAGUUCAAGCGCUUCGGGGACGUGAGCGUCAAGAUCAGCAGGCUGCCCGGAGGAGGCGGCGGCGGCGGCGGCGGCGACGAGCGGGUGGCCUUCGUCAACUUCCGUCGGCCCGAGGACGCGCGGGCGGCCAAGCACGCCCGGGGCCGGCUGGUGCUGUACGACCGGCCGCUGAAGAUCGAGGCCGUCUACGUCAGCCGCCGCCGGAGCCGCUCCCCGCUGGACAAGGAGGCCUACGCGCCCGCCGCCGGCCUGGUCGGGGUGGCGGCCGGGGGCGGGCACCGGCAUCCCCCCGGGGGAGGAGGAGGAGGAGGAGGAGGAGGAGGAGGAGGAGCGGGCACCGGAGGAGGCGGCGGUGGGCAGCGCGCCCUGUCCCCCGGCGGCGCCGCCCUGGGCUACCGGGACUACCGCCUGCAGCAGCUGGCCCUGGGCCGCCUGCCCCCCCCUCCGCCCCCGCCCCUGCCCCGGGAGCUGGAGCGGGAGCGGGACUACCCCUUCUACGAGCGGGUGCGCCCGGCCUACGGGCUGGAGCCCCGCGUCGGGGCCGGGGCGGGCGCGGCCCCGUUCCGCGAGGUGGACGAGAUCUCCCCCGAGGACGACCAGCGGGCCAACCGGACCCUGUUCCUGGGCAACCUGGACAUCACGGUGACGGAGAGCGACCUGCGGCGGGCCUUCGACCGCUUCGGGGUCAUCACCGAGGUGGACAUCAAGCGGCCCUCGCGGGGCCAGACCAGCACUUACGGCUUCCUCAAGUUCGAGAACCUGGACAUGUCCCACCGGGCCAAGCUGGCCAUGGCCGGCAAGGUCAUCAUCCGCAACCCCAUCAAGAUCGGGUACGGCAAGGCCACGCCCACCACCCGCCUCUGGGUGGGCGGCCUGGGGCCCUGGGUGCCCCUGGCCGCCCUGGCGCGCGAGUUCGACCGCUUCGGCACCAUCCGCACCAUCGACUACCGCAAGGGCGACAGCUGGGCCUACAUCCAGUACGAGAGCCUGGACGCCGCCCAGGCCGCCUGCACCCACAUGCGCGGCUUCCCCCUGGGCGGGCCCGACCGGCGCCUGCGGGUGGACUUCGCCGACACCGAGCACCGCUACCAGCAGCAGUACCUGCAGCCGCUGCCCCUGCCCCACUACGAGCUGGUGGCGGACGCCUUCGGCCACCGGGCCCCCGACCCGCUGCGGGGGGCCCGGGACCGCACCCCGCCCCUGCUCUACCGGGACCGCGAGAGGGACCACCUCUACCCCGACGCCGACUGGGUGCCGCCGCCGCCCCCGGUCCGCGAGCGCGGGGCCCGGGCCGCCGUGGCCGCCGUGGCCGCCUACGAGACGCUGGACAGCCUGGAGCGCCGGCGGGACGGCUGGUCCCUGGAGCGGGACCGGGGCGAGCGGGACCCGCCCGGCGGCCGCGACCAGCCCCGCAAGCGGCGCCCGCCCGAGGAGGGCGGCGGGCGCCACGCGGACCGCUCCCCGGACAGCGAGCGCUCGCGCAAGCGGCACUGCGCCGCCUCCCCGGACCGCAGCCCCGAGCCGGCCGGGGCCCGGGACCGCUACAACAGCGACCCCGACCGCUCCUCCCGCCUCCUGCUCCUGGACCGCCCGUCUCCCGUCCGGGACCGCAGGGGGAGCCUGGAGCGGGGCCAGGGGGACAAGCGGGACCGCAAGAACUCCGCCUCGGUGGAGCGGGAGAGGAAGCACCGCCCGGCCGCCCCCGCCGAGGGCAAGAGCCCGCUGAAAAAGGACGACCGGACCGACGGCGGGAGCGGGGCCGGCGCCGGCGGCGGCGGCGGCGGCGGCGGGGCCCGGCUCAAGUCCCCGCCCCAAAAGCAGGACGGAGGGGGCGGCGCGGCCCCGCCGGCCGCCGCGGCCCCUAAGCUCUGCCUGGCCUGGCAGGGGAUGCUCCUGCUGAAGAACAGCAACUUCCCUUCCAACAUGCACCUGCUGCAAGGCGACCUCCACGUGGCCAGCAGCCUCCUGGUGGAGGGAGCCACCGGGGGCAAGGUGGCCCAGCUCAAGAUCACCCAGCGUCUCCGCCUGGACCAGCCCAAGUUGGACGAGGUGAACCGGCGCAUCAAGGUGGCCGGGCCCAACGGCUACGCCAUCCUCCUGGCGGUGCCCGGCAGCUCGGAGAGCCGCUCUGCCGCGGCGGCGGCGGCGGCGGCCGCCGCCGCCGCCUCCACGGCCGAGGCCGCCACGUCGACCCAGCGGCCGCUCAGGAACCUGGUGUCCUACUUAAAGCAGAAGCAGGCCGCCGGGGUCAUCAGCCUGCCGGUGGGCGGGGGCGGCAAAGACAAGGAGAACUCCGGGGUCCUCCACGCCUUCCCCCCCUGUGAGUUCUCCCAGCAGUUCCUGGAUUCCCCUGCCAAGGCCCUGGCCAAAUCCGAAGAAGAUUACCUGGUCAUGAUCAUUGUCCGGGCCAAACUGGUGGACUGCGGAUGAAGAAAAUGGAAUUCUGAGCUCUAAUGGACCUUUUCGAAGAGAAGUGUGGCUAAUAUGGAGUUUACAUGGGCCUCUUGAUGGAAGAAAGCUUAUCUGUUUAGUAUUUGUGCAUUUUACUAAAAUGGCAGCUUAAAGUUGUGUAUCUGCUAUUGUGAUGCCAAUGCCCGUGUUUAAGUGGAAAAAAAAAAUGACCUCUUUGCUUUGUGCUGUGUACACAAGAUUUCUGGAAAAAGUAAAGGAAAACCCUUUUUAAGGCUCACACAGCUUGAAAGUAGCUGUCACUCAGAACGUGCGCUCACAGUUGAGCUGAUUUUGUUUCAUUCUAAAUAAAUUGUUUCUUUUGAGGAAAAU
Molecule: messenger RNA, 3261 nt
Organism: Tachyglossus aculeatus (Australian echidna)
Lineage: Eukaryota; Metazoa; Chordata; Mammalia; Monotremata; Tachyglossidae
Gene: RBM15
Product: RNA binding motif protein 15
Biological process (GO): regulation of alternative mRNA splicing, via spliceosome
Cellular component (GO): nucleus
Molecular function (GO): mRNA binding
Source: RefSeq, a predicted model, not a curated record